Molecule: messenger RNA, 2741 nt
Organism: Neolamprologus brichardi
Lineage: Eukaryota; Metazoa; Chordata; Actinopteri; Cichliformes; Cichlidae
Gene: llcp
Product: lisH-containing low complexity protein
Molecular function (GO): protein binding
Source: RefSeq, a predicted model, not a curated record
UCAAAAUGGUAACAUGCGGGUUUCAGAAGCUGCAACUCUGAGCAUCAUGAGGAUACUUUUAACAUGAAAAUACCACUUGCGUUAGCUUAGCCUUAGUUUGAUUAAUCGUCCUUUUUUCGUUUCUCGAAUAUGUCCGUGAACGCAUCAAAGCACGAGCUGAUCCAGCUGAUCUACCGCCACUUGAAGGAGCAUGGUUAUCGCUCAGCUGCAGAUGAGCUACAGAGGCACAGCCCACAGGGGGAGACCAAAAUAUCAGUAUCGCUACUUGACAUCUACACAUCAUGGUUGAAUAACCCAAAAAAUUCAGCAGAUCAAGGAAGGACUCCAACUAAAGCAAAGUCGACAACAUCAAAAAAGAAAAAGGACACAACUGCAAAAAAGUCCGUUCCAGCAAACAAGAAAAAAACUGAGGGAAAAGCUGCAAAAAAAGUCACAGGGGAGAAGAAAUCAAAGAGCCGAACAUCAGACAAAGUUGUGACUGCUGGUGCAGAUGAUUCAGACUCUGACAGCAGUCUGGAUGUGGAGAAGUGGAAGAAACUGCUCCAACAGAUGACAGAUGCCGACAUAGUCAAGAUGAAUGCCAUCAAUGCCCUGGACUCCUCUGCUCCUCAACCCCCGAAAAAGAGAGUCAGGAAACCCCGGGCUAAGGCUCCGGCGAAAACUGGAACCCCAGUUAAACCGAGUAACGGGACAGUGAAACACAAUGACGAAGGUGGCGAGAAACAUGUGACUGAAAAAAAAACAAAGAUGAGCUCGACGGAGAAGAAUGUGACAAAAAAUGUGACUUCUGUCACCUUAAGCACUCCGAGCCAAAAGCAAAACCUCUCAUCUCCAGCGGACAAACAAAUAAAAAAGGACAGGGAAACUGCAACUCCCAGUGAACAAACAACUGAUGACAGAACAUCUGAGCCCAAGAAGAAGAAGAAAAAGAAGGAGAAAAUUGCAGACAAGGAGGAAAAGAAUGAGACGGGUGAAGAUGGAAAAGAGGAAUGUGGCGAAGAGACGAGAAAGACCAAAGACACGAAGCAGGAGGAGGCUAAAAAAACUCCAAAGGUGAAUAAAAAGGUGAAAGAAACCAAAGAUGAUGCUGAAAGAAAUGAGACAGUCACGACUGAGACAAACACAAGAGGGAACGCUGACGAGAAAACCCUUUCAGAGUCAACGGUACAAGAAAAGAAACAGAAGAAGAAGAAGAAAGAGAAGGCUGGUAGUGAGGGAAGUUUGGCACAGACUGGAAAUUCUGAGCAGGUAUCUGAGGAAGUGAAAAAUAACAGAGAGAGCAAACAGGAAGAAAACAACCAAACCUCAGAGCACAUAGCAGAAGAAAAGAAAGCCAAGAAGAAAAAAAAGAGGAAAACAGAGAGUGAGGAAAAUUCAUUGACAUUUGAAAGCAUUUCAAAGCAAAAGACUGAAGACAUAGAAAAUAAUACAGAGCAAAAAACUGAAGAAAUUGAGACUUUAGAGCAGACGUCUGUAGAAAAGAAGGCAAAGAAGAGGAAAAGGGACUUUCUUAACGGUGAGGAAAAUCCAGAACAAGGACUGCGGGAAAAGAAAUCAAAGAAGAAGAAAAAAGAAAAAGCUGAUGAAGAAAGAGAGCAGGUAGUUGAGGAUAUAAUAGAUAAUAAGGUAGAGGAAACAACAGAGCAGGUCAAGAGUGUCAAGAAGAAAAAGAAAAAUAAUCCCGCCAACACAGAGCCGCUGCCUCCACCUGACGUAGAGGCAACGAGUUCUCCAACGGAGAAGAAGAGAAAAAAAAGCAAAUUGAAAUCAGCCGACAUCCCAGAAAUACCUGUAGAUUCAAUCCAAGACGCCACGGCGACAGAAACCGCCUCAAGCGACUCCCACAAAAAGAAGAAGAAGAAAUCGUCAAAGAAUCAUCAAGAUGUGUGACUCGUCAUCCCGCAGACCCAGAGGACGAGGGUCACAUCACGUCCUCCGAUUUCUGAUCAUGUACACUGAUCAUAUAUCAGUAGUUAGAAUAUGACUUAAAACUUUAAAGAUCUGUCGUUUAUAUUUUUGGUACAUUUUUAUCUUUUUAUGGGUUUUGGGUUUGUGUUUUUUUACUUAAGUGUUUCUACGGUAGCUGCCAUUUUCACGGCACGCACAUUUCGUGGUUGUUUUGGGGAACUGAUGAUCACCUGUUGAAAUAUUUCUGCCUCAUAGUGAAAUUCAGAUGGGGUUUAAUUGAGUAACGUCUGUUUUUAUAAACAUGAAUUCUGUUUCGCUCUCAGGAAUUUCCCUCGUGAUAAUCCUGAGCUAGGUUCUCUAAACCACCUUUCAUAUUUUUAUGCAGAUUUAAGUUGUAAAAUGAAGUGAAACUGUGUGAUUCUGAUUAAGAGGUUUACUCCUGUCCUAUAGCUGUCUUUUGGUAUUUCGUUAAAAAAAAUGACACACUUUUUUUUAACCAGAUGUAUAUUUAUUCAAAUUGACAUGUCAGCUGUUCUAUCGUGGGAAAGGAGGGGAAAUUCUAUGUGUGUGAUGAGCAUUAUUUUUUAAAGUUUUAAAUGUUUGAUAUAAAUUUUCUUAUAUAGAUUGUAUAUUAUGCUUUUAAUACAAAUUAAACGCCAUAGUUUUUUUUGGUUUUUAUCAACUGUACCCGUCCCAAGUCUUACAUCUGGUAAAUCCUGUUCUUUGGGCACACAAACACUGAACUUCUUACAAAUUAAGGGAAAAUGCUUGACUCGAUGAGCUCUGGAGAUUGUGCUGUGCUGUAGGGGACACUCUAUAUGUUUGUACGUGUC